CCGAUGGCCGUUCUCGGUUUGUUUGCCGCGGUCCGUGCGGCGCCUGGGCCCUGGCAGCGGGUGGCGUGCGCGGCCGCAGGGUUCCGGGGCCGCUGCCCUGGAAAGGGUUACGCUGUGGGCCGCGCGCAGAGCCAGCCUACCUUUGGGUUCCUGUUGGACAUCGAUGGAGUGCUGGUGCGGGGCCAUAGAGUGAUCCCUGCUGCUCUGAAAGCCUUCCGCAGGCUGGUGAAUGCUCAGGGGAAGCUGCGGGUGCCUGUGGUCUUUGUCACGAAUGCUGGGAACAUCUUACAGCAUGGCAAAGCCCAGGAGCUGUCAGCUCUGCUGGGCUUUAAGGUGGAGCCAGAUCAAGUUAUUCUCUCUCACAGUCCCAUGAAGCUUUUCUCACAAUAUCAUGGAAAGCGGAUGAUAGUGUCUGGGCAGGGACCCCUGGUGGAAAAUGCCCAAAUACUGGGCUUCAAGAAUGUGGUUACUGUGGAUGAGCUGCGGAUGGCCUUCCCUGUGCUUGACAUGGUGGAUCUCCAACGGCGGCCAAAGACCACGCCCCUUCCAAGGAAUGACUUCCCCGCUAUUGAAGGAGUACUCCUCCUUGGGGAGCCAGUACGCUGGGAGACAAGCCUGCAGCUGAUCAUGGAUGUCCUUCUCAGCAAUGGGAACCCUGGGACGGGUCUGGCAACAGCCCCUUAUCCCCAUCUCCCUGUCCUGGCCAGUAACAUGGAUCUUCUUUGGAUGGCUGAAGCCAAGAUGCCCAGGUUUGGCCAUGGCACGUUUCUGCUGUGCCUGGAAACCAUUUACCGCAAAGUGACAGGCAAAGAGCUGAGAUACAAGGGCCUGAUGGGCAAACCCAGCAUCCUCACUUAUCAGUAUGCAGAAGAACUGAUCAGGCGGCAGGCGGAGAGGCGGGGUUGGGCUGCCCCCAUCCAGAAGCUCUAUGCUGUAGGUGAUAAUCCUAUGUCUGAUGUCUAUGGUGCCAACCUGUUCAACCAGUACCUGAAGAUGGCGAAGCAUGAGCGGGCAGAGAAGCUGGGGGCCAGUGGUCUGUUGAAGCAGCGACCCUCAGCAACCCAGAGCUGUGCCUCCAUCCUGGUGUGCACUGGUGUAUACAGUCCCGAGACCCCGGGGUCCACAGAGCCUGCUCAGGGAGGAGAGGUGCCCUUCCAUGGGCACCGGGACUUCAGUUUCAGUCCAGGGCUUAUAGAGGCAUCCCACAUUGUGAAUGAUGUGGAUGAGGCUGUGCAGCUGGUUUUCCACAAAGAGGGUUGGGCUUUGUAGUGAGGACUGUGUUCCAGGCAGGGGGAUGGAGGGUGUCUGAAGCUGUAGGUGAGUCCCGUUUGCUGGCUUCUGGCCUGGAUCGCAGGGCAGGGCAUCAUGUCAGGCCUGCACCCCACAGAUGUGACAUUAGUGAUUACUUGGAAGAAGACACUGGCCUUUCUCCUGCUGGGCAGUAGCCAUCGAAUUGUACCCUGAGUAGCAUUAUGGGAACUAUCAGGAUUUUCUUGGUCCCAAUUCCUGUCUGCUUCUCCUGGCAGUCUGACCUCAGCUCAGUCCCUUUGCCUCUAUGCCUUAGUGUCCUUGUCCUCCUCAUUUCAUUAGGGUCUUCUGGGAAAAGGGGAGACAAUAUGUAAUAACAUGGAAAUUUCUACAGGACCUUUGCCUGCAUUAAGGGAACUAUUGCAUGCCAGCCAGGUGUCUAACUAACACUCAGAUACUACUUUUUAUUGUAUUUCAGCUUAUCGCUCAGACUUUUGAACUUAUUUUUAAAUUAAAAUGAUAAUAAAUAUUCAUUAUGCCA
Molecule: messenger RNA, 1789 nt
Organism: Eptesicus fuscus (big brown bat)
Lineage: Eukaryota; Metazoa; Chordata; Mammalia; Chiroptera; Vespertilionidae
Gene: HDHD5
Product: haloacid dehalogenase like hydrolase domain containing 5
Exons: 8
Coding region: 4-1269 (421 amino acids)
Biological process (GO): glycerophospholipid biosynthetic process
Cellular component (GO): mitochondrion
Source: RefSeq, a predicted model, not a curated record